Messenger RNA from Cryptococcus amylolentus CBS 6039, 1224 nucleotides. RefSeq lists its product as hypothetical. The record is from RefSeq and is a predicted model, not a curated record. Gene Ontology annotation, molecular function: hydrolase activity, hydrolyzing O-glycosyl compounds. The transcript has 7 exons. The coding region runs from base 1 to 1224 and encodes 407 amino acids. Gene Ontology annotation, biological process: glucan catabolic process. Lineage: Eukaryota; Fungi; Basidiomycota; Tremellomycetes; Tremellales; Cryptococcaceae.
AUGCUCACGCUACUGUCAGUCUUGCUCGUCAUAACAAGGGUGCCACAGACAAAAGCUACAAUCUAUCCGUUGGUGGAAUCAUGGCAUGGCGAUGGUUUUUUCGAUGGGUUCCGUUUUCCAGCAGAGACAUAUGAUAACACUACAAACGGCUACACCUUUUGGGCAACCGCCCAAAACACCUCUCUCCUCCGAACCACCUCUUCGGGAACCACCAUCCUCGCCGUCGACAACACCUCCUCAGUCGCCUACGAUUCCAAACGCUACGCCCCCAAACUGCUGAGCAAAUCGCUCUAUGACGUCGGGACUGUUUGGGUGAUGGAUACGGUUCAUAUGCCUUAUGGAUGUAGUGUAUGGCCUGCAUUUUGGACUCAGGGCGCCAAUUGGCCAGAAGGCGGCGAGAUCGAUAUCAUGGAAGGUAUCAACAACCAAACCACAAACGUGAUAGCUCUCCAUACUUCCAACACCACCACAUGCACCGUCGACUCCUCUUCAACCUCCUCCUUCUCGGGUACCGUGGAAAACAACGAUUGCAACAAUAGCCUGAAUAGCGGUGCGGGGUGUACUGUCAAGGAUGGAGAUGAGAAGAGUUAUGGCGCAGGGUUUGCGGAGGCCGGAGGAGGCGUGUAUGUUGGAGAGUACGCGGAAGAUGGGAUCAGAGUGUGGUUUAUCACUAGAGCCGAUGUCCCAGAAUCUUUGACAGCGGACGCCUCCUCUCUCGACACAUCCACUCUCGGCACACCUGUUGCAGAGUAUCUCGCUUCGACUUGUGAGAUCGACCAGGCAUUCUCGCCCCAAACGUUGACUAUCAACAUCGCUCUCUGUGGAGAUUUCGCCGGUAUCCCAGCUCUCCUGGAACAAACUUGCCCUGCUCUCGUAGGCGAUGCUACUUGCUACACAACCUACGUAAUCAACGACCAAUCCACCACCUACGCCCAAGCCUACUUUGAAAUCAACUACAUCAACGUCUUCUCCUCCAACCCUUCUUCCGUCACUACCAUCGGCUCCUCCCCCUCUUCAUCCUCUUCAGCUUCAGAAAGUGUAGCAGAGAAUACAUGGACGGGAGCCAAGACGACGACGACGAGCGAUGUAAAGAUCGGGCCAAGUGAUGUGACGACGACAGUGAGGAGCGGGGGGUGGACGACGAAUGCUGUUGGGGUACCGGUGCCCAAUGGGAUUUCCAGUGGGCUUAUGCUAGACGAGUGUCGUGUGGCGGGUUCGUGGUGA